GCCGCUUCCCCGGGAAGCAAACAUGUCACGAGGUAAGGCGCCGCAGCAGAUGCCCGGAAGAAAUUAAUGUGCCUGACUCUUUUCAACCGACCAUUUACCGACAGAGUCCAAACAAGUAAUUCCCCUCACCCACCAUAGGAGAAACUUGCAAUCAGCGUAGAAUUAGGCCUGUAUCCUUCCUUCUCCCAAGUCUUGUCUGGAAUCAGGUGAUUAUUCGGCUUAUUCAAACAUGGCUGUCCUUCGAAAGGUGGUCCAAGUUGGGGCUACAGGCAAUCUGGGUGCUGCUGUCCUGGAGAGUCUCAUUUCAACGCCCUCGCUCGAAGUGACUGUCCUGUCGCGGGAAGGAAGUUCAUCUCGUCCAGUCCGGCCUGAGGAGGUCAACGUGAUCACUGCGGAUUAUGGCAGUGUAGACUCACUUUCAGCUGCUUUUCAAGGUGCUGACGUGGUCGUUGUCACCGUUGGCGCUUCCGGCCUCGCUUCCCAGGCCAGGAUGAUUGAAGCAGCCAUUCGCGCCAGAGUGAGGCGAUUUAUUCCGUCGGAAUUUGGGGCAGACACCCUGCAUGAGAAAGCCAGGGGCUUGCCGGUAUACCGGGCCAAGGUCGAAACCUUGAAUCUACUCAAGGCAAAGGCUGCAGAAGGGCUGAUUGAAUGGACCGCGGUAUUUGGAGGUCCUUUUUUAGACUGGGGUCUUAGCAGAGGUCUCUUUGGCUUCGAACCAGCUGCAGCAGAUGCCACAUUUUUCGACGGUGGUUCAACCCAGGUUUCAACCUCCAGAUUGACUGACAUCGGUCAGGCUAUCAUUGGCAUCCUUCAAAAUCCCUCCAAAACAGCCAAUAUACCCAUAUACAUCCAAUCGACCUGCACGAGUCAAAAGCAGCUCUUGGAGCUCGCUGAGCGUACGUUGGGCAAGAAGUAUAAGGUGACUAAUGUCAGCACCGAACAGAUGGAGAAAGCGGCUUUAGAGAAAAUGAAGCAAGGUGACAUGUCAGGCAUGAGGGCAUUUUUGGUUCGGGCCAUUUUUGCUCCCGACUACGGCUGCAAUUUCACCGCUCGACUAGCAAACGAUCUAGUCGGGGUGAAAGAGCUCAGUCCGACUGACCUGGCUGCGCUCGUAGAUGAGACCCUUCGACAGACAGGUCAGAGCUGAGAGCGAAAUGAAUAGAAUGCUCGAAGGGACUUUUGGGAACUUUGAACAUAGAUGAACUCUUACACUCCCUUAUACCGUUUGGACGAUCUUCGGAUAUCUUUGAGGAAGUU
Molecule: messenger RNA, 1257 nt
Organism: Exophiala viscosa
Lineage: Eukaryota; Fungi; Ascomycota; Eurotiomycetes; Chaetothyriales; Herpotrichiellaceae
Product: oxidoreductase CipA-like protein
Exons: 3
Coding region: 230-1147 (305 amino acids)
Molecular function (GO): oxidoreductase activity
Source: RefSeq, a predicted model, not a curated record